Messenger RNA from Canariomyces notabilis, 1503 nucleotides. RefSeq lists its product as uncharacterized. Lineage: Eukaryota; Fungi; Ascomycota; Sordariomycetes; Sordariales; Chaetomiaceae. Bases 1 to 1503 code for a protein of 500 amino acids. Gene Ontology annotation, molecular function: chromatin binding; RNA polymerase II complex binding. Gene Ontology annotation, cellular component: Cdc73/Paf1 complex. The transcript has 2 exons. The record is from RefSeq and is a predicted model, not a curated record. Gene Ontology annotation, biological process: transcription elongation by RNA polymerase II.
AUGGCUUCAUCGCAGUCAAGAAGCGGCGGUGAGCGGAUGAUCCAUCAGGAUUACAUUGCGAGGAUAAGAUAUUCCAAUGCGCUUCCUCCGCCUCCCAACCCGCCCAAGCUGCUCGACAUCCCGAAUACAGGGCUAGCAAGCGGCCAGUACACGACGCCCGGCUUCGCGUCUCGUCUUGCGCGAGAGCAACCUCUCAACAUCGAAGCUGAUGCAGAGCUUGGGAUGCCCCUAGACCUCGUGGGCAUGCCGGGCGUCUUUGAUGGUGACGAAAGCUCUAUACAAGCUCCUGCCCAAGCGCCGCCCAUCCACCCCCACGACCGCCUCCUCCUCCGGCCCCUUUCAACACUUGGAAAGCCCAAGAGCGGCGACACCGCCGUGUCGUUCCUGCGACGAACCGAGUACAUUUCCUCGGUGCAGGUACAGGCGAGGCCUAAACCGGCCGAUGCCAUGUUCCUGAAGCCAUCGUCAGGCAACGCUCUGAAACGUCCAGAAAAGCGAAAGAUGUCUCCGGAACCAGACAAAGGCACGCCUGCUUGGAUAAAACGGCGCAUCGAGAAAAGCUUCGAGGUGGCCGCCGCUAAUCUUGCAGAUCGCAGUCGGGUCAGGCACCCUUCAAAGCGAAACGUCAAGAUCGUUGAUGCUUUUCCAGUCCUUCCAGACCUAGAAGCGUUCCCCGACUCUGGCGCCUAUGUAACAGUCAAGUUCAGCACGAAUCCAGUCAACUCGAGCGACACCUACGACACGCGGCUGCUCUCGGGCAUCUUCAAGCCAAUCGAGCGCACCGCAGCCGAGGAGCAACUGUACGAGGCAGCAAAGGCGGCGUGGGAGCGCGACCCGAGCUUGCCCAAGCCCUCACAAAUGAUGAAUUAUGACCUCUUCCUCCCUGCCGACACCCGGACUGGAGAGAACUUCCGAGCCAGAUUUGACGUGGACAAUCCUGACCGUGACAGCGGGUCGCUGUACACGAGCAGCGAGAGUGGCGGUAGCUUUCGGUUCCCGCGGGUACGCGCAUACGAAACGGCGCAGGAAAAGGAGAUGGACCACGACAACAAGUACGACGAGGAAGUCAUCCUCGCCUUCCGCGACGACGAGACCGAGACCAAGGGCCGCCACGACGACAGCGCGCAAAAGGCUGUUUAUUACUAUCCAGUCAUGCAGCGUACCACGAUCCGCAACCAGCGCACCAAAAACAUUGCGCGCACCAUUGGCAUCGCGGAUGAGGAGGAAAGCCACCUAGAUGAGCUUCACGUACAGAUUGACGACCCCAGCGAGGAGCUCAAGGCUGAGCUGCAGCGGUAUAAACAGCAACCGGUCGGGGACCUGCCAGAUGAGGAUGAGGAGCAGGAAGAAGAGGAUGAGGAAGAGCAGCGGGCGGGUGGUGAUCGGCGGCCGCCAAGCGACCGGGCCUCUGCUAGUCCGGCACCGAACGGGGGGCGAGCAGUUCAGGAGGGGCGAACGCAAUCUGAAGAUGACCAGGAUGCCGAGGGAGACGAGGAUGAAUAA